Drosophila busckii is the source of this 2396-nucleotide messenger RNA. RefSeq names its product hyccin (gene Hyccin). The transcript is spliced from 3 exons. Lineage: Eukaryota; Metazoa; Arthropoda; Insecta; Diptera; Drosophilidae. The record is from RefSeq and is a predicted model, not a curated record. The coding region runs from base 1 to 1686 and encodes 561 amino acids. Gene Ontology annotation, biological process: protein localization to plasma membrane; phosphatidylinositol phosphate biosynthetic process. Gene Ontology annotation, cellular component: plasma membrane.
AUGCAGCCCUGGACAAAAAGAUUAGGAGCAAAACGCGCACGCCGCCAGCCAGCCGAGUCGGAGGCAUUUGUUGUGGAGCACGAAACAGAUCCAGAAAUCGCCGAGGCCAUCUUCACAAUAUUGAAUGACAGGCAGCGUAACGAAGAUCUGGUUCAUGACAUUUGUCAGCAGUUGUUGGCCUUUUAUCGUGCUCCCGAGGUGACGUUACACAAGUUUCCAUUACAAUUCCUACCUGUGUUAAUAUACACGUACCUGCAUGCGGUAUCCGCGGGCGACAAAAAAGCGUCGCGAGGCGUUGAAACGCUGCUCAUAUGCAUUUAUAACGGUGAGGUGUCCACCGAUGAUGGUGGCCAAAAAGUGUUAGCAUUUCGCAUGCCCAUACUGGCGCAAAUGUCCGUGUACCAUGAACUAAAAAAUUUGCCCAUGACCGAUCUGCGGCGAUGGGAGGAGAAUUGCAAUCGCGAAGUCAAGUGGGGUCCACAUUUGCGCAUUGAAUCCAUUAAUGCUCAAAAUCGUAUGCGCAUAAUGACUGCUCUGCUCUUCUGCUACAACCAGGAAGUGAGUCUGACGCAAAAAUCAUCGCUACUCCACCUGUGCCGCGUUACAUCGCAGCUAGUCAAUCAAGGCUUUACCACCAAAUCUGGGCAUGGACAUCGCAUGAGCUACGGCUCUGAUCCAGCAACGGGCGCUACUUUUCCCAAGCCCUCUUCACCCAGAAUACCGCUCUCUGCCUCAUUUUUAAUAGAACUGGUGCAUGCAAUAUACUAUGCCAUGUUCAAUGGCUAUGGCACAGUUGCCAUACAGACGCUGGAGGAUAUUCACAAUCGUGCCACCUACGAAAUGUAUACGGAACUCAUAUUGGUUACAAAUGCAAUAAGAAACUCGCUGCAUGCGAAUCCAUCGGGUCAACCAAAUGAUGGUCCCAUGGGCCUAAGCGUGGCGCUAACACCAGCCACAACAACUGUCACGACUUCAGUUUCUAAAUCCAUGAUUACAAAUGCAUCAUUCCGCACGAAAAAGUUACCCGAUGAUAUACCCAUACAAGUGCAGGAUCUCACGAUGCCACAGGCGCCGCAGCAGCUGGCCAGCGUCACAGAGGAGGCGGAGCCGGGUAGCAAGGAAUCGCCAUCAACUAAAGAAAGCAGCGGCACGCGAACUUCCAUAAUAAGACCCAGUAUGGAGGGCAUCAAAGCGCAGGCACACAAGGCGCUUAUUGCGGGCUUCAAAAAGUCCAAGGACAAAGAUAAGGAGAAGGAAAAAGAAAAGGACAAGGAGCCACCAAAACCACCGCAGCGUAAAUUCGAUAAACAUACGCAACGCAAUUCGCUGCUGCAGCUGCAAUCCCAGACCACAGAUGCAGUACAAGAGUACGAGAAGAAUCCAUUGGCAGUGAGCAAGUCCAAGACAUACGAUGCUGUUACAGACGUGCAGCCCAGCGAGCUAUUGCCCAUGCAGACGCUGUCGCUGAUCAAUGAGAAUGGCAGCAAUAGCUUCAGCAUUGAUAGUGACAUGAAUGAUGGUCAUGCGGGGCAUGCGGCUGGGGCUGUGCCGACCUCGCUGCAUAGCAAUACGGCUUCCACCAUUACCAGCAGCGAUAUGCUGACCAAAAGCUUUGAUUCCAGCGUGGAAUUGGCGCACAGCAAUAGCAAUGGCGCAAAACUGAACGCUGAACAUGGCCUGGAAUAGGCGUGGCAUUCCGAGUUCAAUAUGCAUAAACCAAUUAGCCAAAAUUCAAGUAUAUACAUAUUUAUUAACAUAAUUACAUUCGCACGUUACCGUUUUGGGUAUUAACUGAUGAACAAAGUUGAAAAUUUUGAGAGCUCAGGCCCCAAGACAUUAUCGUUGGCUGGCUGGCGCUCUUUGAACUGUAAAGUGUAUAAUUAAUUGUACCGCAGUAAUACUUAAAAAUAUUUAAAUUUGUUAAAUUUUUGAUUGUCACACUUAGUUGUUCGUAUUGUAUUCUAAUUGUUGGUAAAUUGUACAUUACUAAUAUGUAACUUGUUUAGAUUUAAGUGUUUAAAGUCCCACACUCACAUAAAAGCUAAAAUAUAUCUUAAAACUAAAAACAAACAAAUAUAUAUACAGUAAAGUCUCGAUAAUUUAGGCCUUGAAAUCACGUUCCAUUGUAACUCCGAAUACUAUGUAAUCUUUUCCAAUUCAGAUUUGCUAUAUACUUUUUGCAAUUAAUGGAAUUUAACGGCUUUCUGACAAACAUAAUGCUGCAGAUUAUCAGGAUUGUACUGUAUAUAUAUAGUCAGGUGCAGAACUUAAUGAAUUUCAUAUUGAAUUUACUUGUCUUUAUUUUUCUUGGUCAACUUGUUGGCGUUACUAAAUGUUGAGCAAUUGCAACAUAUAUAUACAAUACAUAUACAUACAUAUAUACACUAUAUAUACGU